AACGAUGCGCUUUGUUUCGUGUCCUCGAAUAUGAUGAACGGUUGCCCAUGUUAUCACGCACGUACUGUCCAUUAUCUAUUCCGCAAUAUUGUUUAUGAUUUAAUUUUAGUCCAUCAGCUUUGAAAAACACGACCAAUUCGUUUUUCAAAUCGUUUACCGUGAAGACAUUAUUGAGCGCGACCACAAUCUCGGAACAUCGAGUAUUGCGUUUCGUCCCAGACGAUCAUGUUCUCCAGAAUUUUUUCGAAAACCGGUGACGUCUAAUGUAAUAAAAUUAUAUUUACAAAAUGGAAACAAAAAAAGAAUUUAACGAUUUUCAAUCUUCCUUGAAGGAUUUCAAUACAAUUAUUGCAUCAAAAUUGUUAUCUGACGAGAAAUUUGUCACAAAUCAUGUUUCAGAAAUAAUUCCUUUAUUGGGCAAGGAAUUAUCUAACUACAAUUUAAUGAAUAGACCAGAUUAUUUCAACUUUUGUGAAGGAGAAUUACUUAAAAUGGCAAAAACUAAAGAUUACCAAGAAAUAAUUUUUGAUUUUUUGGAGUUGAUCGAUAUGUACGAGUGUAGAUUAUCAUCAUCUGUUUUAGUAGCUGUUACUAUUUUGGAAAAUACUGAAAGUCCUAAUCGAGCAUGUUUAGAAUAUUUAUUAAUCAGCACAUUUAAUCGUUUAAAAGAAAUGAAUAUAAAAAAUUUAAAGGCUAUUUUGCUAAAUAUAAUUGAACAUUUAAGAAAAUUGAAUAAACAUUUUUAUCAUGAAAAUUCAAUAUUAUAUUAUUUUGCUAGAGUUGCUUUUUUGGUAUUUCAUGCUAAUAUUGAUUCAAUUGAGUAUACAAUGUAUACAAACAUAUUAUCCGACAUAAUUUACGAUCCAUUUCUUUUACUUGAACAUGAAUUUGAAGAAAUGGAAGAAAAUGUCUAUUUGGCUUCAUUUUUUUAUCUGUACUUCCAAACUGAAAUGACAUGGGGACCUAAAAUUUAUAAUCAGUUUUAUAUAUUAGAAAAAUGCUCUAAUUUAGCGUUUUCUGUGUUUGAAAAUAAUAAAUUUGGAAAAUCUUUUGCUAAAUUAAUUUUAACAAAAUAUAAAAAUAAUGAAAUUCCAUUAUAUUUAUUAAAUAAAUGCCAUGAAAGUUUUAUAGACGAAGCUGCAUAUAGUUGUGUAUAUAAUGAUCAGUUGAGUACUAGAAAGGAAUCAAUUGAAUCAUUAAUGAUAUAUAUUGAUAAAUUAUGCACUGAUGCUCAGUAUAUUGUUCUAAAGAAAUCAUUUUUAAAGCCAAUGGACACUUGCGUUAAAGCGCAACUAAUGAUUAAGAUGAAAGAUAUUUUAAUAGCAAAAAUAAGAUCAAAUCAGAAUCUUGGAUAUUUUCAAGGAGUGCGACUUUUGGAUUUGGUUCGACUAUGUAUUAAAACGGAUGAUAUAUCUAACUGUCAAGUUGUAAGAAACAAAGAAUACAUUUUAGCUGCUAUAACACUUGUAUAUGUACUAUAUGCAUACAAUGAUGAACGAUUAAACAUGGGAAAAAUAUUUUCAAAUGAUCUCAAACAAUUCGUAAAUAUUGUUCAAAAUGCCAUUGAUUAUACGAAUGAACAGUACAAAUUGGAAAAUAAGAAAUUAGAUGAUAAAAUAGUUGAUGAAGAAAAUGCUUUGAAUCUUCCAAAAUUAUCAGAAAGUGAACAACGGAAUAUGUUAGCACAUUUUAAUACUUCCACUAAAUUGGUGCAGUCUAGUUUAGAUAUGUUAAAAAACAAGAUUAAAAAUGUCUUACAAGAUUAAUUCAUUUUGAUGUGUGUAUAUGUACAAGCAUACAUUUUUGUCUUUGUUUUUUUAAACAAAUAGUGAAAUAGUAAGAUAAUAAUGAAAAAACUAAAUUGCAUAUCAUAUUUAAUUAUUUUUUAACUCUAUAACUCAUAUAA
This is a messenger RNA of Sipha flava (yellow sugarcane aphid), 1906 nucleotides long. RefSeq names its product ubiquinone biosynthesis protein COQ9, mitochondrial (gene Coq9). Gene Ontology annotation, molecular function: lipid binding. NCBI's taxonomy places the organism in Eukaryota, Metazoa, Arthropoda, Insecta, Hemiptera, Aphididae. Gene Ontology annotation, cellular component: mitochondrial inner membrane. Bases 288 to 1766 code for a protein of 492 amino acids. The record is from RefSeq and is a predicted model, not a curated record. Gene Ontology annotation, biological process: ubiquinone biosynthetic process. The transcript is spliced from 2 exons.